AAAUAAAAAAAAUUUAUAAUAUAAUAAAUGAAAACAUAAAAUCAAAUUAAUAAUUAUAUCAAAUUUAAUCCUUUUAAAAUGAUAUUUUCUUUACAUGAAUUAGUACAUUGGCUGGGACUGACAAUUUUUGAAAUAUGGAUAAAUUUAGUUUCAUUAACAAUCUUCACUGUGUUAUUAGCUCUUAAGUUGGAUGAUAAUUAUUUCUUGGGUCAUACAGGAUGGUGGAUAGUAUUUUCACCACUUUUUGUUGCAGAUGGUUUGAAUACUUAUUUUUGUGCAAUUAUUUUCAUAAGAAUGCAUUUGGAAGGAAUGACUAAAGCUGCUAUUUUAAGAGCAUUAUGGAGUAUUAUAUUAUUACUUUUAAUAUUUGUGUUUAAAUAUCUUUUGUGUAAAAAACUAUCAGGUCAAAGUCCUUUAGAAUAUUCAGAAGUUUUAAGUCCUAUUUUUAUUCUUUUGCAAUUAAUUGCAGUUAGAGCAUGUCAACUUCAUUGACUAUUGCAGAACAUUAUUAUCUAUAAAUAUAAAAUUGCAAUAAAAUGUUCAUUUUAACUAUUAUGUAUGUAAAUAAUUUAUAUAUAUAAUAUAAAUAAUUAUUAUCAAGCUAUUC
Molecule: messenger RNA, 607 nt
Organism: Apis mellifera (honey bee)
Lineage: Eukaryota; Metazoa; Arthropoda; Insecta; Hymenoptera; Apidae
Product: transmembrane protein 203
Exons: 1
Coding region: 79-492 (137 amino acids)
Biological process (GO): intracellular calcium ion homeostasis
Cellular component (GO): endoplasmic reticulum
Source: RefSeq, a predicted model, not a curated record